Ochotona curzoniae (black-lipped pika) is the source of this 5358-nucleotide messenger RNA. It is a transcript of the gene CD44, whose product is annotated as CD44 molecule (Indian blood group). Gene Ontology annotation, biological process: cell adhesion; inflammatory response; positive regulation of ERK1 and ERK2 cascade. The record is from RefSeq and is a predicted model, not a curated record. Gene Ontology annotation, cellular component: macrophage migration inhibitory factor receptor complex; plasma membrane; basolateral plasma membrane. The coding region runs from base 197 to 2548 and encodes 783 amino acids. The transcript is spliced from 19 exons. Gene Ontology annotation, molecular function: hyaluronic acid binding; cytokine receptor activity. NCBI's taxonomy places the organism in Eukaryota, Metazoa, Chordata, Mammalia, Lagomorpha, Ochotonidae.
UGCUCGCUCCCUCCCUCUUAGGUCACUCUUUCAAACUCUUGAAUAAAAACUGCCUAACUUCCGAGGCGGCCUCAUUGCCCAGGUCCCCCGCCUCUGACAACCUCGAUCCGCCUACCGUGCCCUGUCUUCUGCUGGAGCCUGUCCCGUUCCCGGGAACCCCGCAGCGGCAACCGCUCUCAGCUUACUCGGAUACACCAUGGACAAGUUCUGGUGGCGCACAGCGUGGGGACUCUGCCUCGUGCAGCUGAGCCUGGCACAGAUGCAUAUCGAUUUGAAUAUCACCUGCCGCUUUGCAGGUGUAUUCCAUGUGGAGAAAAAUGGCCGCUACAGCAUCUCCCGGACAGAGGCAGAGGAUCUGUGCAAGGCUUUUAACAGCAGCCUGCCCACCAUGGCUCAGAUGGAGCAGGCCCUGGAGAAGGGGUUUGAGACCUGCAGGUAUGGGUUCAUACAAGGGCACGUGGUGAUCCCGCGGAUCAACCCUAACUCCAUCUGUGCUGCAAACCACACAGGGGUGUACAUCCUCCAAUCCAAUACCUCCCAGUACGACACAUAUUGCUUCAAUGCUUCAGCUCCAGACGGAGAAGACUGCUCAUCAGUCACAGACCUGCCCAACUCCUUUGAUGGACCGGUUACCAUAAAUAUUGUUAACCGGGAUGGCACUCGCUACACCAAGAAAGGGGAAUACAGAACAAACCCUGAUGACAUCAACCGCGGCAACCUCAGCAACAACAGUUCUGAUGAAGACGUGAGCAGUGGAUUUUCUGUGGAAAGGAACACACCAGAUGCUACCAUCUUCCCUACUCACUUGCCAACCGCACACUCAACCGCAGAAAGUGACACAGAAUAUCCCUUGGACCAUAUUCCAACUACCAUUACUCCAACUGUGCACUCAAGCAGCCAUGCAACAACUCAGGAGCAAAAUAACUGGAUAUGGUCCUGGUUUGGUAAUUCACAACCUACAACUCAGGACUCCUCAACAACAGCGACUGCAGCUUUGAUGAACACUAAUGGUACAGCUUCUGAAGCCACAACCAAGAGGCCUGAAACACACGACUGGCUUUCAUGGUUGUUUCAACCAUCAGAAUCUAAGAAUCAUCUUCACACAACAACACAAAUGGCUGGUACGGAUUCAAACACAAACUCAGCAGUCUGGGAGUUAGAGGAAGAAAAUGAAGAUGAAGGAAUCAAGCACUUCAGUUUUUCUGGAUCAGGCAUUGAUGAUGAAGAAGAUUUUAUCUCCAGUACCACUUCAACCACACCAUGGAUUUCUGACCAAACAAAACAGAAUCAGGACUGGACCCAAAGGAUCCCAAGCCAUUCAAAUCCAGAAUUACUACUUCAGACAACCACAAGGAUGACUGAUGUAGACAGAAAUGGCAUCAAUGCUCAACAAAAAAACUGGACUCAGGCACCACAACCUCCUCUGAUUGACCAUGGGCAUCAUGAUGAAGAGGACACACAGCAUUCUACAAGCACAAGUAAGAAUAACACUACAGAAGAAACAGCUACCCAGAAAGAACAGUGGUUUGGGAAUGAAUGGCAUGGGGGGUUCCCCCAGACAACUGGAGAAGACUCUCAUUCAACAGAAGGGAUAACGGCCUCAGCCCACAACAGCCAUCCCAGUCAGACAGUGACAACCCAGAAUCAAGAGGACAGUUCCUGGACUGAUUUCUUCGACCCCAUCUCACAUCCAAUGGGACGAGGUCAUCCAACAGAGACAAAGAUCGAUACAGAGACCAGUCCCAGUACAAUGCCCCAACCAACUCCAGAUCCAAGUACAGGGUCAGUGGAAGACGUGGAAAGGACAGGACCUCUUACAGUGACAACUCAACAGAGUCCAUUUCAGAACUUGUCUACAUCACAUGGAGGCUUGGAAGAAGAUAAAGAUCUUACAACGAUCUCUACUCUGACAUCUGGAAAUAGGACUGAUGGCACAGGUGGAAGAAGAGGUGGACAUUUUUCUGCAGACUCAACCACUUCCUCGGAAGGUUACAUUCCUCAUUAUGCAGACACACAGGAAAACAGAACUCUCAUGCCAGUGACCCCUGCUAACACUGGGGCCUUUGGAAUGACUGAAGUGACUGUUGUUGGGGAUUCCAACCUUGACCUUGAUCGCUUCUUACCAGGAGACCAAGACUCAUCUGUUGACCCCAACAGGAAGUACCAUACCACUCAUGGAUCUGAAUCAGCUGGUCACUCAAAUGGAAGUCCGGAUGGUGGCAUCAGCACAACUUCUGGUCCCAUAAGGAAACCCCAAAUUCCAGAAUGGCUGAUCAUCCUGGCAUCCCUCUUGGCCCUGGCCUUGAUUCUUGCUGUUUGCAUCGCAGUCAAUAGUCGGAGAAGGUGUGGGCAGAAGAAAAAGCUGGUGAUCAACAAUGGCAAUGGAACUGUGGAGGACAGAAAACCCAGUGGACUCAAUGGAGAAGCCAGCAAGUCUCAGGAAAUGGUGCAUUUGGUAAACAAAGAGUCAUCAGAGACCCCCGACCAGUUCAUGACAACAGAUGAGACACAGAACCUGCAGAAUGUGAACAUGAAAGUGGAGAUGUAACACCUAUCCCACGACCUUGGAAAGAGGCAGCAGUUGGAAACCUAACAAAAACAAGGAGCUGGGACACUGAACAGAUGCAAUGUGCUACUGAUUGUUUUAUUGGGGAUAUUUUUUAGCAAAAAUUUUCUACUCCUUUUUUUUUGUGUGUUUUGGUUUAUUGUUUUUAAGUCCAGUCCAAUUCAUAAAAAUAGCAUUGCUUUCUGACAUGAAGACUCAAUCAAUAUUCCAUAAGAAUUUGAUUGUUCCAGUUCCUCUCUAGAGGGCUUUCAUCUUCCGAAGUGUGCUAAGGAUGGCUUCUAAUAAACGCCACACUAUAUCUUACCAGUUCCCAACCUUCCCAUUCACACCACCUCCCAAGUGAUAGCCACCAGCUAAGGACAUUCCCCAGUGCUAUGAGGGAUGGGCCCUGGAGGGGAAAUUUGAAUGGGUCCAUAUUGCCUCUCCAGCAACCCAGUCCCUGGGCAUUGUUUUCCAGUGGAGUAGGGGUCAAGGGUGUACUGGUUACACACCCCUUUUACAGACACCUUCUGGAAAUUUUUCAUUUGCUUCUGGGAGACACCAAAAGGGUGAAGCUAUUUAUCUAUAGUAAGCUAUUUAUCUGUGUUCUUGAAAUAUCAAACCCUGGAGGUUCUCCAAUUAGUAUGAUUUUUUAACUUACUUUGUAAGAGGUAUAAAAGGAUUUAAGCUGAUUUGUAAUAAAUAUCUAUUCUUCUUCCAUCUUAACCCUCUGUGCUGUGGUCCUUGAGAGUCUACCCCAGGACAGUCUGGGUCUCUACAGAUCAUCAUGAUGACCUGAGAGUGGCUUUCGUUGAAGUCACCUUAGAGCCCAUGUGCCCUCACAUAGGCUGACUCAGCCAGCUCUCAUGGAGGCUCAAGGAAGCAGCACUGAUUCCUUUGUGAAGCUGUCUAGCGGCUUUCUGUCCUGUCCUAGAGUCAGGAUCAUGAGCAGAAGAGCUUCAGCCCUUUGUCUUUUAAUGGCUACCUGUUCUCUCCCUGUAAAUAGCGUUGGACGGUCACAUUAGGUUUCCGUGACCUACCAUAUGGUGUGGAGCAGACAAGGGUAUAUCUCAAAAGGUUACAGGGAUUUCUCUAAUUACACUAUCAUCACCAGAGAAGCUGGUGUAUGGCCAAACAUGAAAAUGAUGGCUGUCUCUUUGGACUUCACUUGGUAAGUCCUUUGCAGCAUUUAUUUGUUGAUCAGGAUGUCUUAUAUCUCCUGGAACUUCCAAAGUCUACAUAGCAUAGCAGAAUCUCUAAAAAGUCUAAAUUCCUGUAAAAUGAGAAUUCUUAAGUUCAUCCUUAAAAAAUCCAUUUGUUGCCUAAAUAGACUUAAUGUGUAAUGUUUCUCAGAUCAAAAAAUGAGAAAGACAAUCAUUUCCCACCUACAUCAGGUGGGGUUUCCACAAAGUCUUGGCUUGAAAGGCUUAUUCAAAGAAGAGAUGCAAACUUGGGACACUUAUUUGCAAUCUCUGCUCUUCCUUUCCUCCCCCCUGUCUUCCCCUGAUCUUUACCCUUCUCCCCUCCUCCCCUUCAUCCUACUAAAUGCUGCCCUGAUCUUGAGAAAUAUCCUUCCUUUUUGGUGAACACCAUUGCUCAAUUUUGUAUUCAACUAUCUUGCUUUUGUUCUUUUUUUUCCCCCAAAGUUUAAUAAAAAAUAAAUAUCAGGUCACUCUGUUGUUACUGACACCAGGGUUAAAGUGUGUCUUGUUUUCCAAUAGAUUUCCUGGAUCUCCUAAGGAUCCAGAGGGCCUCACUCAGGUUCUUUAAUGCAAAUGCAAUCAGGCAUGUGGGAUCAGAUGCAAGACCCCAUGUUUUCUACCUGCCUCCAAAUUCUUUUGGGUACCAUAGCUAAGAGAUGGUUUAGACCUUUACUAGACAUUUUUCCAAAAUAGCCCGGGUUAGGAAAUAAUGUUUUAACUUUAUUUUGGAAUUAAAUGCGGUCUUGCUUUUCUUAUUGUUGAUGUCUUCAACUUGGAUAUAUACCACUAUAUUCUCAAGAUAGAAACGGGAAACAUAGAACUUCCAUUGGAGAGUUAGCCAAGUCUUUGCAAUAUCCUGCCUGAAAUAUUGCCUGAAGUUCACGGGAUAGGGGUUGUUCUCAUCCAUUGAACAUGGUGACCAUGAUCCUGGAAGCAUAGCUUGAUACAAAGCACAGCAUUCUGGAAAGUCAUCAUGGCUGUCCAGUUGACAUGGGCUAAGCCGCCAAUUUGAGCUUUGUUUAUAAGAAAUUAGGAGCCAACUUUUAAUUACUUCACAAAACAACUUGAGAUCUUAAAAUGUCAUUUUGCCCUGCAAGGUGUUUGUUUAAAUUAGUUCUAGGUAACAAAUCAAAUGGAAUAAAACACAUCUUCAAGUUUCUGUUUUGUAGGUUCUACCCUAGAAGUCUGGAUUUUUCCAACAGAAACUCUUAAAAUUUUUAAAGAGAUCUAUAAAACCAAAAAAUGAUUUUGAAUCCAGCAGAGGCAUACCAUUGCAGUGGAGGAAUAGAGGAAGAAGACAUCCUAUUUCUCUGGCAGAAUGAAAUGUGUUUGGGAAUAAGACUAAUGAAGUCCAUUCAUCUUGGGGGCUACUGUUAUGUCCUUUAGUAAAUCAUCUGUAUUGUUUUCAGAGAAGAGCUUCUUGUUCAUGCAGGUGCAAGGACCGUUGUUAUUGUUACUCUGAUUUCUAUGAGCACACCCUUCCUCUCUGACUUUUGUAUAUUUAUUGAUGGACCAAUAAUACUGAUGGAAGCAUGAUAUGUAUAUUGCUUGGUUGAAAUCACUUAUUGGAAAAUAGUAAAAAGCUAACAUUAAAAGGCUCAAGAAAAUGGA